This is a messenger RNA of Monoraphidium neglectum, 321 nucleotides long. RefSeq lists its product as hypothetical. NCBI's taxonomy places the organism in Eukaryota, Viridiplantae, Chlorophyta, Chlorophyceae, Sphaeropleales, Selenastraceae. The record is from RefSeq and is a predicted model, not a curated record. The transcript has a single exon. The annotation marks the transcript as partial.
CUGCGGGGCGGCGGCGGGCAGCGCGCGGCGCUGCUGCGGGAGCUGUCUGAGCUGCAGUGGCUCAGGGGGCGGGGCUCCGUUGACUUUGGGGACCUGCUCGUCCCGGCGUCAUACCACGCCCCUGGCAGCCAUGGAGGCGGGGACGGCAGCCCCGGCGAACAAGAAGCAGGGACCUGUGGCGGCGGCGUGCCGGCCGUGCUGCCGGUGCCGGUGCUGUCGACGCUGCUUGAGAUCCGGUUUGUGCGGCUGGUGACGGCGGCGGUGCUGCCCACAGCCGCCGUUGGGGCGCCGGCGGGCAACCUGGAGCUGGCCAGGCGUUGA